AUGAACCCUAGGGAAUUAAAGCCUACCUGUGGUAAAUGUCAAGCUUUAGGCCGAAAGGUCUCCAAACGUCCUUCAGAGCCCAAGUUACCUCUACCCUUGGAGAUUCUUAGGGAGAUCUGUGCAUAUGCCGAUGUCGAAACCUGUGCAAACCUCGCUUGCACAACGAAGCAAUGGAACGCGGCGGCAUACCCUACGCUAUACCGAAGCAUUAAGAUAGAGAACCCCUCGACUGCUGACCGGCGCGUCAAGGUAUUACGAAAUACCCUCGGGAAUAGCAAGGCAGCAGUAGAUAUCCGCAGAUUCAGUGGAAUUUUCGCGAACUACAACUCUCAGUCCCACCUAGGGGAAGUCCUCAUGAAAGCAACUAGACUUCAAUCGCUGGAAAUUUGUUUCCACGGGGAUGAGAGACGUGGCCUAUGGACACAGAAGGCCUAUACGUUUGACUUCUCCUCUCACCCCCACCUCGAAGUCAUGCGGGUACCAGGGGUUCUUCUAAGGAGUAUGGCAGCAGCCUUGUCGGACCCGCACACAAUCGCCCAGCUCAUGCCUCCGAGCCUCAAGAUCCUUGGAAUUCAAGACCGCAGUUGGAAUCCCGAUGCGGAGGCGGAUUUCCCGGAGGUGGACUUCCCGGAGAUUAUCUUGGACUAUAUUAAGAAGUCAUCUUUGGACUUGUUUAAACUUGAAUCAAAUCUAACAGAGUGGACAAACAAGAGGGCUACCUUGCGUGCGCUUUGUGAGCAAAAACCAAUCAAGCUGGAUGACUCUAAUUGUGCUUGUAAUGCUCGCUUUUUGUAUAUGGAGUAG
Messenger RNA from Arthroderma uncinatum, 804 nucleotides. RefSeq lists its product as uncharacterized. Gene Ontology annotation, molecular function: protein binding. Bases 1 to 804 code for a protein of 267 amino acids. The record is from RefSeq and is a predicted model, not a curated record. Lineage: Eukaryota; Fungi; Ascomycota; Eurotiomycetes; Onygenales; Arthrodermataceae. The transcript has 2 exons.